Molecule: messenger RNA, 966 nt
Organism: Impatiens glandulifera
Lineage: Eukaryota; Viridiplantae; Streptophyta; Magnoliopsida; Ericales; Balsaminaceae
Product: glycine-rich protein 2-like
Exons: 1
Coding region: 64-621 (185 amino acids)
Molecular function (GO): zinc ion binding; nucleic acid binding
Source: RefSeq, a predicted model, not a curated record
UCAAGGGUUUCACUUUCUCUCUCUUCUUCUUCUUGUCUUUUUGAUUUCUCAGUUCUUAAUCUAAUGGCGGAAGAAAACCAGCGUGUUUCCGGCGUCGUCAAGUGGUUUAACGACCAAAAGGGUUUCGGUUUCAUCACUCCCGAUGAUGGAAGCGAAGAUUUGUUCGUUCAUCAGUCAUCCAUUAGAUCUGAGGGUUUCCGUAGUCUUGGAGAAGGCGAGACUGUCGAGUUUAUCAUCGAUUCUGGCGAUGACGGUCGUACUAAGGCUGUUGAGGUCACUGGACCUAAUGGUGUUCCCGUUAAGGGCAAUACCCGCGGCGGCGGAGGCGGCGGUGGAGGUCGUGGAGGCGGUGGUUAUGGAGAUAACAGCUAUGGUGGAAGCCGAGGCGGUGGUGGGUAUGGUGGAAGUAGAGGUGGAGGAGGAUACGGCGGUGGUGGCGGCGGCGGCGGUGGUUGUUAUAAGUGUGGUGAAGAGGGUCAUAUGGCUAGGGAUUGUUCUCAGGGAGGCGGUGGCGGUGGAGGCCGUGGCGGCGGAGGCCGUGGAGGAGGCGGUGGCGGUGGAUGCUAUAGCUGUGGGGAAAGUGGUCAUUUCUCAAGGGAAUGCCCUAAUGGAGCUCGUUAAUCAAAUCAGAUGGGUAUUGAAAAAGCACCGCCUUUGUUUCUUUUCUGUUCUGGUCUAGUUUGUUUGUGUGCAGGUUUCACCGUUGAUGAAUGGAUGUAUUCUGAAACGGUCGGCUGCUUUGUUUUCUUUUGUGUCUGUUUUUUUUUUAUCUCCGGCGGCGGCGGUGUUUUUAGUCGGUUUUUGCUUUUGGUUUUUAGGGUUUAGUGUUGGACUUUGGAAUCUGGGUUUUUUAUUUUUGUGGGCUUGGUGAUCAAAACAUACUAAAAAAACAUAUAAUAUGCCAGACUGUCAUGUUAUCUAAUGCGUUUCGAUCGAUCAAUGAAUGAAGCUUUUAUGGUUCUGAAA